Papaver somniferum (opium poppy) is the source of this 2770-nucleotide messenger RNA. Its product is annotated as histone-lysine N-methyltransferase, H3 lysine-9 specific SUVH3-like. Bases 190 to 1902 code for a protein of 570 amino acids. Gene Ontology annotation, molecular function: protein binding; histone methyltransferase activity; zinc ion binding. The transcript has a single exon. NCBI's taxonomy places the organism in Eukaryota, Viridiplantae, Streptophyta, Magnoliopsida, Ranunculales, Papaveraceae. The record is from RefSeq and is a predicted model, not a curated record. Gene Ontology annotation, cellular component: nucleus.
CCAAGUCUUUCCAUUUCAACUCCAUGGAUUUUCAUUUCUCCUUCGUUUGAGGUAUUUCAUUUCGUCUCUGUUAGAUUUUACAUGUUUUUGUGGAUAUUGAUUGUAGACAAGUAGUAACCCUAGCUUAACCCACCUCACACACUCACAGACACUGUGUGAUUCAUUUUGUAUUUCCCCUGGAAUUGCACUAUGGAUUUUGACAAGCUUGAAGUUGUAGAUGCAACACCUCUGCGUUCUCUACCUCCAGGUAUAACCCCUUUUCCUCCUCCUACAUCAAACCCCACCCCAGUUAAAGGUAAAGUUAGUGUGUCAAAGAGAAAAAACUCAAAAACCCCUUCAUCAAAGACUACUAGUAGUGCAAAAUCAAACAAGAAAAUCAAGAUUAGUGAAGAAGUUAGGUUGUCAUCACUAGAAGGGGAUAGUGCAUCUGUAUCAGGUGUUUUGAUGAAAUUUGAUGCACUUAGAAGAAGGCUUCUCCAGAUUGGAAAUGAUGAACCCAAUCAGAGACCGGAUUUGAAAGCUGGAACGAUUAUGAUGAGUAAUGGGUUCAGAACGAAUACGAGGAAGAGGAUUGGGGGUGUUCCGGGGAUUGGUGUUGGAGAUAUAUUCUAUUUCAGAAUUGAGACUUGCUUGGUUGGAUUGCAUACUCCGAUUAUGGCUGGAAUUGAUUAUUUGGUCUCGAAAAAUGCUGAGGAACCUCUCGCGGUGAGCAUUGUUUCGUCUGGAGGGUAUGAAGAUGAUGUUGGGGAUGGGAAAGUGCUGAUUUAUACUGGCCAAGGUGGGAAUGUCUCUACUGAUCAGAAGCUUGAGAGGGGAAAUCUCGCAUUGGAGAAAAGUUUGCACCGGGGAAAUGAAGUUAGGGUUAUUCGGGGUGUCAAGGAUAUUGAGAAUCCAAAUUGUAAAGUGUAUAUGUAUGAUGGUCUGUAUAAAAUUCAAGAGUCGUGGACGGAUAAGAGCAAAAUGGGUGCGGCUGUUUUCAAAUAUAAGUUGGUGAGAAUACCUGGGCAACGUGAAGCAUUCACUAUUUGGAAAUCAAUUCAAACAUGGAGGAAUAACAUUAGCUCUCGGCCUGGGCUUAUAUUACAAGACAUAACCUCAGGAGCGGAGAAGAUACCGGUGUCUCUUGUAAAUGAGGUUGAUGGUCUUACAAAACCUCCUCAAUUUGUUUAUGUUACUGGUCUCAAGCAUUCAAGAACUACGGAAUCCUCUAUUGGCUGCAGCUGUCAAGGUACAUGUGUUCCAAAUUCCGAUUGCUCUUGUAUUCGGGCCAAUGGAGGGGAUACCCCAUAUGCCAAUGGGGUUCUUGUGAUUCAAAAAUCUGUGGUACAUGAGUGUGGUCCUUCUUGUUCAUGUUACCCUGAUUGCAGUAACCAAGUGUCGCAAAAUGGUCUGAAACUUCGUCUGGAGGUUUUUAAGACCAAGGAUAAAGGUUGGGGACUUCGGUCUUGGGAUCCUAUACGUGCUGGUACAUUCAUUUGUGAAUAUGCAGGGGAAGUCAUUGGUAAAGAUGAUAGAGGAGGCGGAGCAAAUGUGGAUGAUGAAUAUACCUUUAACGCUACCAAUACAGAAAACUACUACUCAAAUGAAUGGAACUAUGUUCCAGAGCUAAUAGAGGAAGAGAGGCACAUGGAUUCGAAUGAGAAAUUCAAGCCUUCAUCUCCCAUAAUGAUCAGUGCCAAGAAGAUGGGAAAUGUCUCUCGGUUCAUGAACCAUAGCUGCUCUCCAAAUGUACUUUGGCAGCUCGUCAUGCAUGGCAAAAGUAAGGAUUCUUUCCCGCAUAUCAUGUUCUACGCACUUAAACAUAUACCUCCAAUGACAGAGUUGACGUAUAAUUACGAGAACUGCGGACUAAAGAAAAGAUGCUUCUGUGGGUCCUCAAAUUGCAGAAGUUAUUUUGGUUAGGAGUCCAGCAAGAGAAAACUAGUUAGGAAAUCGUUUUCGAACAAUUAAGAAUGUUCAAGUCUCUGACUUUGCUAACUGCUUUUUUAGAUUGUUAUGGAGAAAUAGUUUUUCACUUCGUUCGCUGUUUCUCCUUUAAUGCAUGGUUUGAUUGGUCAUGUUACGUUGUCCAUGUUAGAUGUGUUGGAAUGUUUUUCUUGUUUUUGUAAGAAGUGCAUCUUCUGUAGAAAAUUUUCAGCUGUAGGCAUGAAUCAGAAAAACAGUCAUCAGGCAGCUGUUUGAACAAACGCUAGCCCUUCAUGUAUUGGUCCAGCUGAGGUUAACAUGGCUAAAGGAAGGGGUGUGUGGCAAUUGAAGUGAAGACUAGAUCUUCACUGCAGCUUCUAGUGGAUGUAAAGGCUAAUGAUGGCAGUUCAAUACGAUUCAGCUUCUAGUGGAUGUGAAGGUUAAUGAUGGCAGUUCAACACGAUUCUGGAAGGACUGGUGUCUGAAUAAGAAAAAGGUUAUCGUUUGUUUUCUUUGUCUGUUCAAACUUUUUGCUCGAACAAGGAUUCAGUAGUUCAUCGAACAACUGAAGGAAACAUAACAGGGAAUUGGCUGCCAGAAAAUCUAAACAAAUGGAGAUUAGACUACUUCCAUUACAUGAUUGCUGUGAUGAAUGUAGUGAAUUUUGGUUAUUUCUUGGUAUGAGCUAGGUGGUAUAGCUACAAGAUAGUGGAACUGCAACCAAAGAGGGUCGCAGAGAAACCAUUGUAUGGGUAUAGAUUUGUGAGGUGUAACGAGAGUGUAAGAGAGAUAUAUGUGAGGUGUAAUAGUGUUGUUUCUUUUUCUGUAGACGCUUAAUGAAAUACUGAAUCUCAAAAGUUGAUAA